Molecule: messenger RNA, 459 nt
Organism: Jaminaea rosea
Lineage: Eukaryota; Fungi; Basidiomycota; Exobasidiomycetes; Microstromatales
Exons: 1
Coding region: 1-459 (152 amino acids)
Biological process (GO): translation
Cellular component (GO): mitochondrial large ribosomal subunit; ribosome
Molecular function (GO): structural constituent of ribosome
Source: RefSeq, a predicted model, not a curated record
AUGCCACGACAAAGCAUCUUCAGGUCGCUCUUCGCUGCAAGCAGCUCCAGUCGGGCAGCACUUGCGUCCAAGCCUCGUAUCACGCCUCCGUCGGGUCAAGUGGCUGCCGGACCUUCGUCAACGCCCUCGUCAUCUCACACGCCAAGAGCUUCCCCAGCUUUCCGCUCAACACCAGCCUCUCGCCCCUUGUACGGUCCCGUCACCUCUCUGCUCUUCUCCUCUCGCAUCAAAACAUCAGCGUCACGCAGCGUCUCCUCACCUCUAGCCUCCCUCAUCGCUGCACCCUCACAACCCCACGCCUUGGGCGCGAUCCGCUGGACAACGUAUGGCUCCGAGUACCAACCGUCGCAGCGCAAGAGGAAGAGGAAGCAUGGGUUCCUUGCGAGAUUGAGGUGCAGGAAUGGGAGGAAGACGCUGCUCAGAAGGAAGAAGCAGGGGCGAAGGUUCUUGAGUCAUUGA